Molecule: messenger RNA, 367 nt
Organism: Staurois parvus
Lineage: Eukaryota; Metazoa; Chordata; Amphibia; Anura; Ranidae
Source: the annotation of a GenBank genome assembly
CUGUCAUGUGAUCAGCUGUGUCCAAUCACAGCUGAUGGCAAGGGACAUGUACACUGAUCAUCAGGGCACUGAUGAUCAGUGUGCCCUGAUGAUCAGUGUAGCCCCAUCAGUGCCAUCUGUCAGUGUCCAUCAAUGCCAGCUGUCAGUGCUCAUUAAUGCCAGCUGUCAGUGCCCAUCGGUGCCACAUCAAUGCCACAUAUCGGUGCCCAUCUGAGCUGCCUUUCAGUGCCACCUAUCAGUGCCAGUCAGUGCCACUUAUCAAUGCCAGUCAGUGCCACCUAUCAGUGCUGCCGAUCAGUGCCACCUAUCAGUGCCAGUCAGUGCUGUUUGUCAGUGCCGCCUAACAGUGCCAGUCACUGCCACCUAA